AUGGCGACUGGUGGUUUUCUCGAGGAUAUUAAGAACGAGAAUGUUGAUUUGGAGAAAAUCCCAAUUGAGGAAGUUUUCCAGCAGUUGAAAUGUAGCAGAGAAGGUUUAUCUGGAGCAGAAGGAGAAAACAGACUCCAGAUCUUUGGUCCCAACAAACUUGAGGAGAAGAAGGAAAGCAAGAUACUUAAGUUCUUGGGUUUCAUGUGGAACCCUCUCUCUUGGGUGAUGGAAGCAGCUGCAAUCAUGGCUAUUGCAUUGGCUAAUGGCGAUGGAAAGCCACCGGAUUGGCAAGAUUUUGUCGGUAUUGUUUGUCUUUUGAUUAUCAACUCAACUAUCAGUUUCAUCGAAGAAAACAAUGCCGGUAAUGCUGCUGCUGCUCUUAUGGCUGGUCUUGCUCCCAAAACUAAGGUUCUAAGAGAUGGCAAAUGGAGUGAGCAAGAAGCUUCUAUUCUUGUUCCAGGAGAUAUUGUGAGCAUCAAGCUCGGUGACAUCAUUCCUGCUGAUGCUCGUCUUCUCGAAGGCGAUCCUUUAAAAGUUGACCAAUCCGCUCUAACCGGUGAAUCGAUUCCCGCAACAAAAGGUCCAGGUGAAGAAGUUUUCUCAGGUUCUACUUGCAAGCAAGGAGAGAUUGAGGCAGUUGUAAUCGCCACUGGAGUCCAUACGUUCUUCGGUAAAGCGGCUCAUCUUGUUGACAGCACAAACCAAGUUGGACAUUUCCAGAAAGUUCUUACAGCAAUUGGAAACUUCUGCAUAGUUUCCAUAGCGAUCGGUAUUGUGAUUGAGAUCAUAGUUAUGUAUCCUAUCCAGAGAAGAAAGUACAGAGACGGGAUCGACAAUCUUCUGGUUCUCUUGAUUGGUGGGAUCCCUAUUGCAAUGCCUACUGUUCUGUCUGUGACCAUGGCUAUUGGUUCCCACAAGCUGGCUCAACAAGGAGCUAUCACAAAGCGAAUGACCGCUAUCGAAGAGAUGGCCGGUAUGGAUGUUCUCUGCAGCGACAAAACCGGGACUUUGACUCUAAACAAGCUUAGUGUUGACAAGAAUCUGAUUGAGGUUUGCGCUAAAGGCGUUGAGAAAGACGAAGUUUUGCUUUUUGCUGCGAGGGCUUCAAGAGUAGAGAAUCAAGAUGCUAUUGAUGCUGCUAUGGUUGGAAUGCUUGCUGAUCCAAAAGAGGCAAGAGCUGGUAUUAGAGAGAUUCACUUCUUGCCAUUCAAUCCAGUUGAUAAGCGAACCGCUUUAACGUACAUCGAUGGUAACGGAAACUGGCACCGAGUAAGCAAAGGAGCUCCCGAGCAGAUUCUUGAUCUCUGCAAUGCUAGAGCUGAUUUGAAGAAGAGAGUCCACUCUGCAAUCGAAAAGUAUGCUGAGCGUGGACUCAGGUCAUUAGCUGUUGCAAGACAGACUGUACCUGAGAAAACAAAAGAAAGCUCUGGUGGUCCAUGGGAAUUCGUUGGUGUUUUGCCUUUGUUUGAUCCUCCAAGACAUGAUAGUGCAGAAACCAUUAGACGAGCUCUAGACCUCGGUGUCAAUGUCAAGAUGAUUACCGGUGAUCAACUUGCUAUUGCGAAAGAGACUGGACGUAGACUCGGGAUGGGAUCAAACAUGUAUCCGUCCGCUUCUUUACUCGGUCAGCACAAAGACGAAAGCAUGGCUACAAUUCCUGUUGAAGAGUUAAUUGAGAAAGCUGAUGGCUUUGCUGGUGUCUUCCCAGAGCACAAAUACGAAAUCGUCAAGAAGUUGCAAGAGAAGAAGCAUAUCUGUGGUAUGACUGGUGAUGGUGUGAAUGAUGCUCCUGCAUUGAAGAAAGCGGAUAUUGGUAUCGCUGUUGCGGAUGCUACUGACGCUGCUCGAGGUGCUUCUGAUAUUGUUCUCACCGAGCCUGGACUCAGUGUUAUCAUUAGCGCGGUUUUAACCAGUCGUGCUAUUUUCCAAAGAAUGAAGAACUACACAAUUUAUGCAGUCUCAAUAACAAUCCGUAUUGUGUUUGGGUUCAUGUUCAUUGCUCUAAUAUGGAAGUUCGACUUUUCACCAUUCAUGGUUCUCAUCAUUGCUAUCUUAAACGACGGAACAAUCAUGACUAUCUCAAAGGACAGAGUCAAGCCUUCUCCUACACCAGAUAGCUGGAAACUCAAAGAAAUCUUCGCAACAGGCGUUGUUCUUGGAGGUUACAUGGCUUUAGUGACAGUCAUUUUCUUCUGGGCUGCUUAUCGAACCGACUUCUUCCCGAGAUAUUUCCACGUGAGAGACUUGAGAGGGAGUGAACAUGAAAUGAUGUCUGCUUUAUAUCUACAAGUCAGUAUUGUGAGCCAAGCUCUUAUCUUCGUCACUCGAUCUAGAAGCUGGUCUUUUGCAGAACGACCUGGAUUUCUCUUGCUUUUUGCCUUCGUGGCAGCGCAAUUGAUUGCAACGAUGAUUGCGGUAUUCGCAAAUUUUGAAUUUGCGAGAGUCCAAGGAAUAGGAUGGGGAUGGGCUGGAGUUAUCUGGCUUUACAGUUUUGUCUUUUACAUUCCAUUAGACGUAAUGAAAUUCGCAAUCCGUUACAUACUAGCCGGGAGCGCAUGGAACAAUCUCAUCGAUAACAAGACGGCGUUUACGACUAAGCAAAACUAUGGAAUAGAGGAGAGGGAAGCACAAUGGGCUCAUGCGCAGAGGACUCUACACGGUCUUCAGAAUAAGGAAUCGGAUAACGUUUUCCCGGAGAAAGGCGGAUACAGAGAACUGUCUGAGAUUGCAGAGCAAGCUAAGAGAAGAGCUGAGAUCGCAAGGCUUAGGGAACUUCAUACGCUUAAAGGACAUGUAGAGUCAGUGGUGAAGCUCAAGGGACUAGACAUUGAGACAGCUGGUCACUACACGAUGAUAAUGAUGAUGAUUUUACUAGAAGAAGGGAAGGAAUAA
Molecule: messenger RNA, 2892 nt
Organism: Arabis nemorensis
Lineage: Eukaryota; Viridiplantae; Streptophyta; Magnoliopsida; Brassicales; Brassicaceae
Source: the annotation of a GenBank genome assembly